Theobroma cacao (cacao) is the source of this 2593-nucleotide messenger RNA. It is a transcript of the gene PRHA, whose product is annotated as pathogenesis related homeodomain protein A. NCBI's taxonomy places the organism in Eukaryota, Viridiplantae, Streptophyta, Magnoliopsida, Malvales, Malvaceae. Gene Ontology annotation, cellular component: nucleus. Gene Ontology annotation, molecular function: DNA binding; chromatin binding. Gene Ontology annotation, biological process: negative regulation of gene expression, epigenetic. The record is from RefSeq and is a predicted model, not a curated record.
GUGAGGUUUUGAAUAAAAAGUUGAAGCUUCCCUGAUGAAAAAGUAGCAGUGCAACAACCUGUUGUUUCCUCCUACCAUUGUUGAAGAUGAAUAAUGAGCAGAGAACAGUUGCAACAUCUUUCAGUUUUGAUACAGUAGAGAUCAGUAUGCGUGGUACUGGUAAGAAAGUAGUCGAUCAUGAAUCUGCCAAGUCCUCUUCUUCUAAGAAAGAAGCUGGGUCUAAGCUAAUUGCAACAUUACAAUUCAAAAAACGAAGUAAAAUAUCCCAUGGCAGAGUACGUAAACCAAAAUAUCAUGUAAAGAAAGUUGGUUCGGCCCUUUUGAAGACGAAAGUUAAUGCCUCUAUUAGCAAGGGGACGGGGAAUGAUGUCUCUUCCAGCAAAAAGGUAGGUAGUAAGACAAACCUGCACAAAGCAAACAAGAAAGGGUCUUCUAAGAAGUUGGAUUCAUCCAAGCUCCAAGGUAAAAAUGCGGCAUCUGGUAGUUCCGAGGAGAACAGUAAAAAGGCUAAUGAAGAUGUUAGAAUUAAAAAUCUAACCAAGAAGAAAAAGAAGAGGCAAAAGGAUAAGGUUGAGCUGGAUGAAGCAUCACGGUUGCAGAGAAGAACAAGGUACCUUCUGAUUAAAAUGAAGCUGGAACAGAAUCUUAUUGAUGCUUACUCUGGGGAAGGUUGGAAAGGUCAAAGUCGAGAGAAGAUUAAGCCAGAAAAAGAACUGCAAAGAGCCAAGAAGCAAAUAUUGAAGUGCAAACUUGGGAUACGUGAGGCAAUUCGCCAGUUGGAUUCACUUAGUUCAGUAGGAAGCAUUGAAGGCUCUGUUAUUGCCCCAGAUGGAUCUGUUUAUCAUGAACAUAUAUUUUGUGCAAAGUGCAAGUUGCACGAAGCUUUUCCAGAUAAUGAUAUAGUACUUUGUGAUGGAACAUGCAACUGUGCCUUCCACCAAAAGUGCCUGGAUCCUCCACUGGACACUGAAAAUAUACCUCCGGGAGAACAGGGCUGGUUUUGCAAAUUUUGUGACUGUAAGAUGGAAAUUAUAGAAGCAAUGAAUGCACAUAUUGGAACCCACUUCUCUGUUGACAGCCAUUGGCAGGAUAUUUUUAAAGAUGAAGCUGCUUUCCCUGAUGGUGUGAUUGCAUCAUUAAAUCCUGAGGAGGAAUGGCCUUCAGAUGAUUCUGAAGAUGAUGACUAUGAUCCAGAGAGGAGGGAAAACAGCUGCGGCAUCAGUGGGGCAGCCCUUGAUGGUGAUGAUACAGAUGAUACAGACAGUUCAACCAGCUUGAGUUGGUCUGUGGAUGGUGAAGAUUUUUCAGGAUCUGGAAGGCGAGAAAACCAUUCAGUUGACAGUGGUGCAGAUUCUUAUGAAACCAGUGAUGGGGAAAUUAUUUCUGGCCGUAGGAGGCGAAGAGCAGUUGAUUACAAGAAGCUAUAUGAUGAAAUGUUUGGAAAGGAUGCUCCCUCAUAUGAGCAAGUCAGUGAAGAUGAAGAUUGGGGUCCUGGUAAAAGAAAGCGUAGAGAAAAAGAGUCAGAUGCUGCCAGCACACUUAUGACUUUAUAUGAAAGUGAGACAAAAUAUCCAAAGGUUGAAACCACAGAAAUGAGAGGACAACUACCUUCGGAUCCGAAGAGCAGGCGACCUAUUUUCAGAAUUCCUCCCACUGCAGUCGAGAAACUCCGGCAGGUGUUUGCUGAGAAUGAACUUCCUUCUAGAGUAAUCAAGGAGAAUCUUUCAAAGGAAUUGGGUCUUGAGCCCGAAAAGGUAAAUAAAUGGUUCAAGAAUGCCCGGUACUUGGCACUGAAAAGCAGAAAGGUAGAGAGAGCAGACCACCUUCAGAGUUCUUCUCCUGGAGUCUCCAAGGAAUCUGAACUGGAAGCUUCAAAGAGGAAAGAUCCUAAUAUCCCGCAAUUGGAAGAUACAUCGAAAAAAACUUUAUUACAUACACCAAAGAGAUUGAAAAAGAAAGUGAGAAAGAGUCCAAACUCAAAGUCAUUACACAGUUCUUUAAGGAGAAGUGCACAAAAUGGACUUUCACUUGUUUCACCUGCAAACAGCAACAAGGUCAGAAAAGAGUUGAGCGAUGAUGUGAUCUUGAAGAAGCUUUUGAAAGGGAAAAAGAAGAGGGAGAAGAAGAGGGUGAACAUUACUGUUGGGGGUGGAUUACAACAAUUCGAGUUAGAGAUGGAAAGGCUUUGUAGGGUUAAGGUGAGGCUCGAGAAUAUGAGGCAAACAUUAUUAAGAUUAGAAACUAGCAAAGCUAGGAAGUUGAAUAAAAACCGGUUACAGGAAGAAUCUGUUAUUUAUAUUCCCAUUGCAGAGGUAAAGCAGAAGGUUUGAUUUUGUGCAACCUUUUGUGACCAUUACAGCACUUUCAGCGGUGCUGGUGGUUGUUUCUGUCAAAUGCCCAUUUGACCAGACCUCAAGUUGCAAUGGGAAUCAUUUUACUUAAUAUUUCCAAUAUGCCUGUAGGCGAUUGAGUGGAUCUCAGUUGCUAUUUUAAGUAUAUGGAACAGUUGGUGCUGACCCAAAAAGAAAAAAGAAAGAAAGAAAGAAAGAAAGUAUGAACAGUUGAUAAAGAUGUUUGGCUUUGUUCUUAAGUU